UGUUGAGCUGUCUCCUGGGCCCCUGGCUGGUUUCAAUUUGCCGUAGCAUAGGCUAUCAAGCGCAGAUCCCGAAUUGCGUAGCUUCCGGGCAGGAGUACCUUCAUAUCCAACUCUGCAGAAAUGUCCGAAUCCUUAUACUCGUCAUGUGCCGAAGUUCUCUCUGUAUGUCAGGCUGCAAAAGAUGACCUUGCCGCUCUCCUCGAUCCCAACACGGGAUUCGCGCCUAGGCUACGACAGUUGUGUCGCGACCAAAUCAUAGAAGCAGAGAACAGCGCGUCCUCUGAUGUCUCCCAGGAGGAACUGGACGCCUUACGGAUGGAGGCAAAUACGUGGGGCCUUCUACAGGCUGUAAUGCCUGCACGAAAAACUGAACCAGAACCAUACGUCCAUCCCCGCACAUUACUCGCAAAAAAUCCAUACACACCCACAUCAACACUAGCACAAGCAAUCAUGCGUGCUUCGGUGCUCCUCACAGAACUCGUCGUAGUACGAGAGUGGCUUCAUGAAACUGCCCCACAACCGCAACAUCCAGAAGCCACCACAGGUUACUGGAAGUUUACAAAACACAACGUUAUGCAGGCUCUACGCACAGGCUCGGGAAUCAGAGAAGGUCUAGUGAAAGAGUUAGACCCUGAUGCUAUGAACAGAGGUGAUGGUCGAUCAUUAGCAGCUGAUGACGCUGGAUUUGAGAAAAGCCUGGCACAAGCGUUGUAUUCAUUUGUGCGCGCCGGUAGAUUGGAUGAAGCAGUUGAAUUAUGUAGAAAAGCACAUCAACCAUGGAGGGCUGCAAGCAUCCGUGGUUCGCUACUGUUUCAGUGGCGGGCUAUUGCAAACGAGCAACGUGAUGACGAUGGCAUCGAUGAUGCAGAGGAUGCAGAAGGAUGGCAAGGAAACCCACGUCGAAAAUUGUGGAAGUCGGCAUGCGCGCGGGCAGCCCUAAACCCCAACCUCCCUGAUCCAGAGCGCAUUCUCUAUGCGGCUCUCGCGCCCUGCCCACAAACAUUCAGUGUCCUAAAGUCCGCGUGUCGGACAUGGGAAGAUCACCUGUGGGCGCAGAUCAGUAUCUUGUGUGAGGAGAAACAGACUGCAGACAUGAUUAAACUAGGCGGUGGCUUCUGGGAUGGAGGCCUAGCAGUAUUGGAAAAUAUGCCCGAGCCACCAUCACAGGAGGAAGAUGCAGCUGAGGAAGAAGAGUGGGAGAAGGAAGCGACAUCUACAUUGGAAACGCUAGGUAGCGUUCACGUGGAGGACGGUCCUCCCGCAGACCACGCAUUUCAUGUCUCUCAGCUAGCAAUCGUCCUUGGCCGGACAAGUUCAUUGCUUGAAACCUUUGCAACUGGACUGAGGGAUGGAAACUUUGAUCCCGAAUCAUCAGAAUAUCCUACAAUGACGCGUUUCUUCGCCCACCUUUGCCUUUAUUUGCAAAUGAUUGACAUCUCAGUGCCGCCGCUCGCUACUCAAGUCAUCCUCGAGGCUUACCUACAAGUGUUGGAAGCUGCAGGCCAACGAGAGUUGAUUGCCAUGUAUGCCGGCGCACUAGGAGACAACGCAGUUGAACGAUACGCGAUGUUCUUGACUUCGCUCGAACUGACCGCGGACAUCAACGAACGUCGAUUAGCAUUGACUCGUGCGCGGGAACAUGGUCUAGACGUCCACAGGGUGGCAGUCGUCACCGCUGAGCGAACAAUUGAUAGAGCAUUCGAGCUUCUACCCCAAUUGAAGGGACCGCUCCCUUCGGUCAUUGCAUUGCAGGCCACUCCCUCAGAUAUCGAGCUCCUGCUACUCCGUUCGAUAGAAUGGACAACAUUCGAGGAUGGAACACACGAUACUGCGUUAGAACAGGCGACUGUCAUUUUGCGGUACUUCCUCGGUUCCGGGAGAGUUUCACUCGCAAAGAACCUCAUCGAGAUGCUUCCGCGUGAACUCGCCUCCAUCGACCAGCCUGAGGAACGAGCCACAGAAUACCUUCACUACAGGCAGUUCUUCACAAUCUGGGACAGCCUUGACCGUGUCGUGGAGUGCCAGAGCCUAGAAGUGUCAAUAAUGAACAGGGACACUAGGGCCGCUUGGUUAAGCGACUACAAGGGACUUAUCGACCAAGCUUACGAUACCGUCGUGAAACUACUCACUUCGGAUUGGAUGAUGCCAGACGAGUCAGGAGACCGCCGUUCUCGUGAACUGGCGCGCAUUCGACAGAUGUACAUCCCUGAGCUUAUACUGCGGCUGCAUGUCAUGCUCUACGCCUCUCGAGAGCAUGUUCCAGAGAACCUGAAACGCGCAUUGGAACUUGCUAAUAUUGUUGCGGAUUCGAGGUAUAAGCUGUAUGAUGAUUUCUUACAGCUCGAUGGUCGGAGACUUGGGGAGUACCUUAAUGCUGUACGCCAGGCGACGAUAGCUGGCUUGGAAGGGGGUGGAUCGGAUCCUUUCAAGAUUAUUUUGUCAUGAUUACCGCAAUCCAUACAAUGUACAGUGGGUUCAGAGUCUAAUAGAGAGACACGACAGCAACUUGGACACCCAACAUACUUAGUAGUAGAUGAAUACAAGAGUGAUCAGUGCUACUGAUCCUAGAUUGGAC
Molecule: messenger RNA, 2575 nt
Organism: Suillus paluster
Lineage: Eukaryota; Fungi; Basidiomycota; Agaricomycetes; Boletales; Suillaceae
Product: nuclear pore protein 84/107
Exons: 12
Coding region: 121-2445 (774 amino acids)
Biological process (GO): protein import into nucleus; regulation of DNA-templated transcription; post-transcriptional tethering of RNA polymerase II gene DNA at nuclear periphery
Cellular component (GO): nuclear pore; nuclear pore outer ring
Molecular function (GO): structural constituent of nuclear pore
Source: RefSeq, a predicted model, not a curated record